GGAGGAACUCCCGACAACAGAAAACUCAACCAGGAAGCAGGCAGCWAAAGCUGACCCACCGUCCCGGUUCGACGGCUAAAAGCGACGGUUUUCACGAUAGAACCCACACAGUUUAUCAAAAACAGGAUUUAUAUUUUCUAACUAGACACACAAGCAGCGACAUGGCGUCCCUUUUCAAGAAGAAGACAGUCGACGACGUCAUUAAGGAACAGUCCAAGGAGCUGCGUGGCACUCAAAGACAGAUCACCAGGGACCGAGCAGCGCUGGAAAAACAAGAGAAACAAAUGGAGUUGGAGAUUAAGAAAAUGGCAAAGUCCGGUAACCGGGAGGCUUGUAAAAUUCUUGCCAAGCAGUUGGUGCAGCUGAGGAAGCAGAARAACCGUACGUACGCCGUCAGCUCCAAGGUCACCUCCAUGUCUACGCAGACAAAGGUCAUGAACUCUCAAAUGAAGAUGGCCGGUGCCAUGUCUACUACCGCCAAGACCAUGCAAGCUGUGAAUAAGAAAAUGGAUCCACAGAAGACACUGAAGACCAUGCAGGACUUCCAGAAGGAGAACAUGAAAAUGGGCAUGACUGAGGAGAUGAUCAACGACACUUUAGAUGAGAUAUUCGAUGAGUCUGGGGAUGAAGAGGAAUCUCAGGAUAUUGUCAACCAGGUCCUGGAUGAGAUCGGCAUUGAGAUCACAGGGAAGAUGGUUCGAGCUCCAGCUGCAGGAAAGAAYGUCCCCGGUGCCGCCGCCGCCUCCAAACAGGCCACCAUCUCCGACGACGAGAUCGAGAGACAACUUCGAGCUCUGGGAGUAGACUAAAUGUCUUCUUAGUCGUAACGUUCACUUUAUAAACCAGUGCAACUUAAUACUGAUUGAUACGGACUCUGUCAGACACGCUGGUUCUGUCGUUCUUCAAACGCUGCAGGGGUGAAACUUGUACACAAACACAUUAAAAGCAUGCAGGCAGACAAAUUGAUCAAUCUCCCAUUUUCUGCUGGAUGCCUUAAAAAUUCAUUUGGACUAAACAUCCGAUUUAUUUAUGAAAGGAAUAUUUAUUAAGACAACAGAGUGGCCACGGUUUUACAUCUUUGUUGCCACUUUAUCUUUUUGAAAGGGCUGCAAGUAAGUUUGGAAUCUGCUUUUUAUUUUCUCUUUCGCGUGGUCUAUCUUGUUAUUUUUGCAAUUUAAGAUGGAUGAUCUCUCUUUUUAGCAAGUUUAAAUGAAAAACAUGGUAAUUAAAAAGAGCUUUGGGGUUGUCAAUAAACAGAUGGGACUCGGCUUUUUGUACUUGGACCAUUUACCUGCUGUUUUUGGCAUACCCUGCGAUUAAAAUCCAUCUGAUUCUCUGAGGCAAACUCUUCAUUAACUCCAUCUUUGAACGACUUGAAUUGUCUUUUUUUUUUUGGAUAAAAUGAUCAGUUUGUUGUUUAGUUAAAUUAAACAUGUGGUUGUUGUUGUAAACAACACCGCAUAGCUGAUGGUUUUAAUCAUACAAAUGAAACUACUGGAGAUGUAAAUGUUAAUUUACCAGGUUUUUCAGAACUUAAGGCCAUAGAAACUGGAGAUGUAUGUUUGCAAAACAUUCAAUUUGUCCGACAGAUUGGUCUGAAAGCAAACAGGCAGCAGCGUGCAUCUGUGUGCAGAAUGCAUGACGAAGAUUUAAACCCAAAUUAGAGCUUAUGGAGGACUAACAGAGUUUUGAAUCAAUUUUUUGAUGCAACUAAUUAAUCAAAAGAUUUGUUUUUUUUUUGUGCUUCUAGGUUAAUGUUUGAUUUAAACAGUGAUUGCAGGAUGACACUUCCUGCAGUCUCUCUUCUCUUUCAGCUGCUGUGCAGUUACUUUCUGGUUAGUUUAAACUGCAUCACAAAACACAAAACACACACACACUACAGCAACAAAAUAAUGGGAGUGUAUGCUAAAAUGACACUGUGAUAUAAAAGUUCUGUUCUCAUGAGCUGAAGCUGAUUUUUCUAUCCGGGUGAGUUUGUUAAUGUCAGCAGCUUCAGGCUUUGUGAGAGAGACAGCAACAUCUUAUUGUAAUAUUUUUAUUUGACUUUGGCCUUCUUUUCCAUUAUAUCUUCAUGCCAAAACAAACUGACAAUGUGUCGUUYUUGCAUGUGUAUGAGACGUACGACUCACGAACGUCCUCAAACCUCCUCAACCAUGUAUCCGUCUGAUUUUAAUUAUUAGCAGAAUGAAGGUUUUCAUAACUGAGUGCAGUUCUCUGGGUAGGAUUUCAUGUUUUAAAAGGUGUGUAUACUCAUUGUUGUUUACCUUUCUUUGUAAAUUGUCUCUGCAAAAAGGUUUAUGGCUWUUAUAAGGAAUAAAGUUUCUUCAGGUACAA
Messenger RNA from Austrofundulus limnaeus, 2334 nucleotides. RefSeq names its product charged multivesicular body protein 2Ba (gene chmp2ba). The transcript is spliced from 6 exons. Lineage: Eukaryota; Metazoa; Chordata; Actinopteri; Cyprinodontiformes; Rivulidae. The coding region runs from base 162 to 809 and encodes 215 amino acids. The record is from RefSeq and is a predicted model, not a curated record. Gene Ontology annotation, biological process: vacuolar transport.